CAGCAUCACCACAUACAGGCAGAGAGAAAUAGAGAGCGAGAGAGAGAGAGACCAAUAGCGGUAUCUGAGGAAAGGAGGCAACCUCGCAGGAGAGAUAGAGCAAUUCAAAACACCAGCCAGCAUUACAGGGAAACAUGGACGCAGUGGAAAACCUUUGCCUCAUGCAAGCAUCAGCGAGGAUGCGGCGUUCACGGCGCACCAUCGGAGUUAUGCACGGACUCUGUUUUUAAUGCGGCGGGUGGGGACCCGCAGCAAGCUGAAAAGGCGGAAAGAUUUCUCCGAACCGUAUGUAAAUUCUGCCCGCCUGCGAUGGCUGGGUCGGCACGAUGCUGUUACAGAGCAAUGGAGAAUAUAUUUUGUGAUUUUUGUGUGUUGGUGUUCUUGUUCAGUGGCCUUAUAAAUGCAAAAAUCCGAUACUCCAUUCCGGAGGAGCUGGAGAACGGGGCACCGGUCGGUGACAUUGUCAAGGAUUUGGGUCUGGAUCUGAGUAAACUUUCCACUCGACGCAUCAAAAUCACAUCGGACAGUGCACGGAGAUACUUCACUAUAAACCACAAAACCGGAAAGCUGGUGGUGAGUGACCGCAUUGACCGGGAAACAGUUUGCGAAUCCCGCGUCACCUGUUCACAUAACCUGGAGGUGGUGCUGGAGAACCCGCCGGACGCGCACAACGUGGAGGUGGAGAUUUUGGACGUGAAUGACAACGAACCCCAGUUCCCUAGAGAUGAAUACCAGCUUGAGGUGUCGGAGUCUGCCCUCACUGGGUCACGGUUUAACAUUGAGGGAGCACAAGAUGCAGAUGAGGGGUCCAACUCUGUGAAACAGUACCGACUGACUCCAAACGACCACCUGACUUUGGACUCCAUUAAACCCUCCUCCAAUAAUAAGGAAAUUGAGUUAAUUCUCAAAAAGCCCUUUGACCGGGAGCAGAUGCCCUCUCAUCAACUUAUUCUGACAGCAAUAGAUGGAGGCACUCCACAGCGAACUGGCACGGCCAAAAUCAAUGUCCGAAUCCUUGAUGCCAAUGACAAUGGGCCUAAGUUUAAUAGUUCAAUGUAUAAAGUUAAAGUGCCUGAAAACUCUCCAAAUGGGGCACUUGUGAUUAGGUUAAACGCAACAGACCCGGAUGAGGGCUCAAACGGAGAAGUUUUUUACUCCUUUAGUAGUUACACACCUGAAAGAGUUCGACAGGUGUUUUCUAUGGACACAAACACAGGGGAGAUUAGGGUAAAGAAUAACAUAGACUAUGAGGAGACUAACUCCUAUGAAAUGUAUAUACAAGCAAUGGACAAAGGUCCAGCCCCUGUGGCAGGACACUGUAAAGUAGUUGUAGAAGUGUUGGACGUCAACGAUAACAUUCCUGAGAUUAUAUUGUCUUCACUUUCCAGCCCUGUGCGUGAGGAUGCACGGGCAGACACAGUGGUGGCAUUGAUUAGUCUGAACGAUCGGGAUUCUGGACAAAACAAACAGGUGUCCCUGGAGAUCAUGCCCCACUUGCCUUUUAAGAUCAAGUCCUUCAGAAACCACUAUACAAUUGUCACAUCUGCUUUUCUGGACCGGGAAACCAUCUCAUCAUACAAUGUUACAGUCAGUGCUGUGGAUGAGGGCACACCACCUCUAUCAUCUCAAAUGAGCUUCAGGGUAGAUGUUGCAGAUGUUAAUGAUAACCCACCUCGUUUUGAGCAGACUUCAUACACUGUCUAUAUUACAGAGAACAACGCUCCAGGUGCAUCUCUCUGCGUUGUUAAGGCCACGGACGCUGACGAUUCAGAAAAUGCACGCAUCACCUACACUGUCCUCAAUGACAACAAUCAUGGGAUACCUGUAGCCAGCUACGUUAGCAUCAAACCUGACACGGGUGAGGCCUAUGCCCUACGGGCCUUUGACUUUGAAAAGCUUCGAGAGUUUCACUUUCAGAUUAAAGCCCAGGAUAACGGCGUGCCUCCCCUCAGCCGUGUGGCAACGGUAUAUGUUUACAUUAUGGAUCAGAAUGAUCAUGUUCCCAGGAUUGCUUAUCCACCCGCCAAUGGGACACUAAUGAAAAAUGCUGAAGCCGGCCUUUUGGUUAGCAAGGUGACAGCAUGGGAUGGUGAUGCAGGACAGAAUGCCUGGCUGUUUUAUGCCCUGGAACAGACCAACAAAGACCUUGACCUUUUUAAGGUACAUGAGUACACAGGUGAGAUCCGCACCACCAGGCGAGUCAUUGAAGACAACUCCACCGCCUUUGUUCUGAAUGUCCUGGUUCGAGACCACGGCAUACCGCCGCUCUCCUCAACCACCACUAUCCAUGUGCAUGUGAUGGACCUUCCUCCGAAGUUUACCCCUGACCCGAAACAGAUUGUCAGGCCUGACAGCCCACUAAUGUUUUCCCCCGUCACGCUCUACCUCAUCAUAGCCCUGUGUGCCACAACCUUUGUAUUUCUAGUCACUGUCUUUGUACUUGCCAUUGUGAGAUGCCAUGCCUACUGUAGCCAGACUGGUUCCUGCUCCCCAUGUUGCGUAUCCCAGAAGAACAUGCCGGAGGGUGGCACCUCGGCAGCUGGUGGUGGAGCAAGGGCUGCAGGUGGGGCUGGAGGAGGUGGAGGUGGAGGUGGAGGAGCACAGCAAAACAUCAAUGUGGCCCUGCGCCGUGACCUCAAAGUAGAGCCGCAUUAUAUUGAAGUGAGAGGGAAUGGGUCCUUGACCAAAACAUACUGCUAUAAGACGUGCUUGACUGCCACGUCAGGAAGUGACACUUUCAUGUUCUACAACACGGGAAGGCCUCACAGUGGCACCUGGGGCUCGGGCUAUGUCACCAGCCACAGCGGACAGAGCCAGAUAUUUGUGCGGCGACUCAGUAUGCCAGAUGCAACUUCCAUGCAGCCCAAGGCGCCUGGUUCUGACUGGAGAUACUCAGCCUCCCUGAGAGCAGGUGGUGUAAUGCAGAGCUCAGUGCACAUGGAAGAGUCUUCAGUCAUGCAGGGAGCCCAGGGAGUCCUGGUACAGAACUGGCCCACUGCAUCGAGCGCUGCUGAUGGUGAAGGAGGAGAGGUUUCGCCACCUAUGGGUGCCGGCGUUGACAGCAACAGCUGGCACUUUCGCUACGGCCCGGGUGGUCCCGGAGCUCCCCCACAGCACCUGAAGCCUGGAGAGGUUCCUCCAGAAGCGUUUAUCAUUCCUGGCUCCCCGGCCAUAAUUUCCAUCAGACAGAACCAGGGAGGGGAGGACGACAAGAGCGACUUCAUCACCUUCGGAAAGAAAGAGGAGGCCAAGAAGAAGAAGAAGAAGAAGAAGGAAAAGGAGAAGAAAGACAAGAAGGAUAAAGGGAAGGAUGACGGCGAUGAGUAAAGCAGAGAGCAGAAAAUGCAUAAAAUGGCUACGGAGAAAAGGGGGUUGUUAAAACAGAGGUACCAACCAAAGUUCACUGGGCAAAAUGAGAAAAUUUUAUUCUGUUAUCCAUUAAUGCUGAUAAAGUUUCAAAGCUUUUUGUCUCAUGAUUUUGGCCUUACCAAGAUAUAGUUUACCUUCAGUUACAUACUGAUGUAAAUUAUUUAUCUUGCCUUUUAUACGAUUAAUGACACAGCAAAAGAAAACGAUUGUUGGGUUUUUUUUCUCUCCAUGCCCCAAUGUGCCUACGCACCCUGAGUCUACUUUUAUUAUCCUUUUGGAAGUGGAAGCCCCAGUCUUACCCUUGUGUUGUUUUUAUUUUCUCUUUUAACCCACUGGGCACGUUGGCACCUCUGUCUUAUCCCCUCCCCAACGACAAUGUGUAAAGAUUUCUCUAAUCGAAGAGACCAGUACGUUGAACAAGAACAACCUAAAGCUGUGCCAGCCAAGGAAAAAAAAAAAGGAAACAUGAAGAAGAUUGACACAGAUGCAUGCAGUCUGGAGCUGGACACACUCUACUUGUAAAUAGCACAAACAAGAGUCACUGAAACUAAAGGCUAAACUGACACUGCUGCAAAUUCACUGGUAAUUACCAACAGUGUUCCCUGGAAUCUCAAUGAAGCCACAUGCGCACACACUAACGCAUUCAAACAUGCAAACAGCGUCUUAUUACCCAUGAGACAAUGGACACAGGAAGCACCUGAGGCCUAGCAAGAGGUGGGUGAGGGAAAAUAUGAGAGAAAAGACUGGCUUAAAACUGGACACUGCAAGUUCCUCGCCCUGCACAGUCACUUCUUUAGGGUGCAGAUGUACAUCAACUCUCUCAGGAUGGAAGCAGAACCAUUUGCAAUUGCUCUAUAUUUGCUUUGAGGAGAAACAAUGAGCUUUAUCUUCUGCAAGAGCCCCAACUGAGGAGUCAAGAGACCCCUGGAAGGAUGGAGAAAAGAUGGGGAGACGGUUCACGUUCUCCGGACCAUCACAGAGGGUUGAGUGCAGCUGAGGUGGCUUUAUAUAGUGGACUCUGAAGAUACCUUACAGAGUAUUUGGAGAAAUUUUGAUAUCACCUCUUCUUCUCCUCCUUUUUGCAGCAGCAGCUGAAUGCUUUCUGCUUUGAAUGUUUGGUAGCAACCAAUCCUUACCUGACACCUUGAGUUUACAGAUGAUCUCCUGCUUGUAUUUGUUCCCGGCCGCCACAAAACCAAAAUUUAUUGAAAUCACUUUUUAUUUGCUCGUUACCCAUCCUGCUGACAGCCUCUCAUGUAAAACUUGUGAAAUGUCUUCUUUUUGUUCUUUUAAGAGAUUCAAUAAUUCCUGUUCUGGUGUUUUAGUUUUUUUUUCUUCCUCUUCUUCAUAGCUUUAAUUGCUUUAUGCUUUACAUGCUCACCUCACCUUUAUCCUCAGACACCCACUCGACCCCCUGCUCUGAUGGCCUGCUCUGAACAUUGUGGUGUGCUGAGAACAGCAUGGAGUAAUGUGGACGAGGCCCAGGGAGAACCAAACAGGGCUCUGCACCCUGAACCCUUGUCAGAUGCUUCUCAAGUGCAAAAUGGUUCAGUGCUUUUAACUUGUGUAUACUACAGUAUGUGGUUCAUUUCCUGUUUGUAGAUAAUCAUGAGAGGAGGCAUGGUGGGAUAGGGCUGAUUACAGGGACUGUAAAGAAAUGGGAUAGAGUGAGGAGUGAUUUAGAAAAAAAAAAUGGAUUCACCAACUUGAUUGUUUAGGAACAUUAGGUCACAUACUAGCUUCUAUGUACGCUGUAAAUGUAGCGUAGACUUUUCAGAUUGUCUGAACAGUAGUUACUGAAACUUGAGAAAUAUUGGGCACAUGGGGAUUUAUUCCCUGAGCUUUAUCCCACCAACUCUUCUCGCAGACGGUUUUUGAAAAGGGGCACGCACGUGCCUCAAGACCUGCUUCUGUUGGUUACCCUCCCGUUGCCUGUAACUUGUUGCCACGUCCCAAAAGUUUUGCGGAUCAGUAUGACGUCACUCCAUUAAGUGGCUGCUGCAUGUACUGCUCUACGGAAACAAACACUAUAUAGAGAAAUAUAUAUAUAGAUAGAUUGCUCUGAUUUUAUUCUUUUGUAUCAUUAUUAUUUUUUCUUCAUUCUUCGCACAGGAAAUAUCUGUAUGUACUGCUGUCGCUGCCAAGCAUCUAUGUACCACAAUGUUCACCCUCCACAGAUGUUUUAUGGCAUCCACUAACCCUCUUUAGGUAUUUGUAAAUGAUAUAGUGUGAUACCUUUCGAUUGCAAGUUUAUUUUUCUCUCUUUUUCCUACAGUGGUUUUGCGUUUGAACACAAGCAAAGCAAGGAAAAAAAGUUUUAAAAAAGCGAAAGAAAAAAAAACUAUCACUCUGUCUCUGGCUUUGACAUGACAAUUUAACUCUGUAUUAUUGUAACUGAAAUAUGUAUGAUUAUAUGAAGAGCUAUCACUUCCCUUUCACUAUCAUUAUAAUAAACAAAAAUGAAAGAAAAAAAAUCCAGUGAAAAAACAAUUAAAAGCAAACAAAAAAAAGGGUAUAUGUUAGUGUAUUCCUGUGUUUAGUGAGUGUUCAUGCUGUCAUUCUUUCCCGAUGUAUGGUGGUGAACUAUGGUGGCCAUGCGCUGUCCUGAUUGGACUAGCGGAGAUAUGUUGUAAAACCUUUUUUGUACACCUUCUCAUCAACUGUAACAGUGAAAAGUAGUGGAUUUCAUUUAUUUCAUUUAGUUUUCAAGCUUUUUAUUUUACCUAAAUGGAAACAGUGGUAAUGUGUUUGGUUUAAAAAUCACAAAUAAAAUUUUCUUUCUGAUGCGUA
This is a messenger RNA of Fundulus heteroclitus (mummichog), 6159 nucleotides long. Its product is annotated as protocadherin alpha-C2. The record is from RefSeq and is a predicted model, not a curated record. The transcript is spliced from 4 exons. Bases 310 to 3327 code for a protein of 1005 amino acids. Gene Ontology annotation, biological process: homophilic cell-cell adhesion. Lineage: Eukaryota; Metazoa; Chordata; Actinopteri; Cyprinodontiformes; Fundulidae. Gene Ontology annotation, cellular component: plasma membrane. Gene Ontology annotation, molecular function: calcium ion binding.